CUGCAAGCUGCAUCAGGCUUUAUCCUACGUGUUCCUUUGGUGAACCAGGUUCACUUAAACUUGCAAAAAGAUGACCGAUCUCUUGAGAAGUGUUGUCACAGUCAUUGAUGUUUUCUACAAAUAUACCAAGCAAGAUGGAGAGUGUGGCACACUGAGCAAGGAUGAGCUAAAGGAACUUCUGGAGAAAGAGUUUCGUCCAAUUCUGAAGAACCCAGAUGAUCCAGACACAGUGGAUGUUAUCAUGCACAUGCUAGAUCGAGAUCAUGACCGAAGACUGGACUUUACUGAGUUUCUUCUGAUGGUAUUCAAGCUGGCUAUGGCCUGCAACAAGGUUCUCAGCAAGGAAUACUGCAAAGCUUCAGGGUCAAAGAAGCAUAGGCAUGGUCAUCAACACCAAAAGGAAGAAAGUGAAACAGAAGAGGAAGAAGAAGAUACACAGGGAUGGAAAUCAGGUUACAGACAUUCAAGUUGGAGUGAGGGAGAGGAGCAUGGAUAUGGUUCUGAGGGCUUAAGGGGAAGAGUGAAACAUAGACAUGGAUCAAACUCCAGGAGGCUGGGAAGGCAAGGUGGUUUAUCUAGCUCAGGAAACCAAAAGCAACUUGAGAAAAGACGCCAUGGGUCCAGCUCUGGUCAUUCAUGGAGUAGUGGCAAAGAAAGACAUGGCUCCAGCUCUGGAGAACGGGAGGAAAGAAGAAAUAAGUCAUAUGUUAGCCCCUCUAGGGAAUCUGAGAAGGAAUAUGAAUCUGGAUCUGAAUCAAAGAGUGGGAGAAGGAAAGGUCAUAGUAGUCUGUCACAUGGAUUGGAUGCUAGUGGACACAAAUCAAACUCUACUCAGUCAAGAAAGAGUGGAGGACAAAAGCUUGGAUCUAGCUCUAGAGGUUCAGGAGACAGGGGAAGCCAAAACUAUGCAUGUGGUUCCAGCAAUUCAGGUGGGUGUGGAAAGCCACAAAAUGCUUCUAGUUCUUGUCAGGAAGGUAGAUUUGGAGGGCAAGGAAAUCAAUAUAGCUGUACCCAAUCAGGUUAUCAAUCAGGAAGUAGUGGAGGACAAGAUCAUGGAUGUAUUUCAGGAGGUCAGUCCUCUGGAUAUUGUGAACAUGAGCCUAGAUCCUGUGGCCAGUCUUCUAGUCAGAGAAAAUAUGUAUCUAGAGCAUGUGGUCAAACACAGAACGGUGGAAGACAACAGAGAACAGGUUCAAAUCAGUCCUGUUGCUGUGAACAAUAUGGGUCUGAAACAAGUCAGUCUUCUAGUUAUGGUCAACAUGGAUCUGGUUCUUGUGGACACUUUUCAAACUCUCAUCAAAAAGGAUCUGGUUCAAAUGGAUUUUCUAAAUGUGGACAACAUGGGUCUGGCUCUGGGCAGUCCUCUAGCUUUGGACAACAUGGGUCAGGCUCAGGUCAAUCCUCUGGCUGUGGACAUGGCUCUGGCUCAUGUCAGUCCUCUGGCUUUGGCCAGCAUGGGUCUGGCUCAGGUCAAUCCUCUGGUUUAUGUCAACAUGGGUCUGGCUCAGGACAGUCCUCUGGCUUUGGACAACAUGGGUCUGGCUCAGGUCAAUCAUCUGGCUGUGGACAUGGCUCUGGCUCAUGUCAGUCCUCUGGCUUUGGCCAGCAUGGGUCUGGCUCAGUUCAAUCCUCUGGCUUUGGACAACAUGGGUCUGGUUCAGGUCAGUACUCUGGUUUAGGUCAGCAUGGGUCUGGCUCAGGACAGUCCUCUGGCUUUGGACAACAUGGGUCUGGCUCAGGUCAGUCCUCUGGCUUUGGACAACAUGGGUCUGGCUCAGGUCAGUCCUCCAGUUUUGGUCAGCAUGGGUCUGGCACUGGACAGUCCUCUGGUUUUUCCUCUGGUUUUGGACAAAAUGGCUCUGGCUCAGAAAUGAAUUCCAGUUCAGGACAGUCCUCUGGUUUUGGACAACAUGGGUCUGGUGCCCAUCAAACUUCUAGCUCAGGUCAAUCCUCCAGCUUUGGAUUUGGAUCUAGCACAAAUCAGUCCCCUAGCUUUGGGACUGGCUCAGGUCAUUCGUUGGACUUUGGACAAGAAUCUACAGCACAUCAGUCUAGCUAUGGUCAACAUGGUUCCAGUUCAGGACAAUCCUCAACUUUUGGCAAUGGAUCUUGCUCAGGCAACACCUCUAAACAAGAUCAACAUGGAUCUAGCUCAAGUAAGUCAUCUAGUAAAAAUCAACGUGAGUUUAGCUCAAUUCAAUCCUCUGGCUGUGACAAUCAACAAACUAGGGUGGGUGGACAGGAAUGCUAUGGGACUAGUUCAGGAAAAGGGAGUCAACAAUGUAGAAAGUCAAUAUCACGUUCAGCUAAAAGUCAGAGAAGAGAAACAGCUAAAGGAAGACAGGGAACAACUCAUGGACAGUCAGAAGAUAGCAGUGGAUAUGCUCAGUCUGGUCAUGGACAAACCUCAAGGACAGAAUCCAGUAUAACUAGUAGGAGUAGUGUUGGAGAGUCAAGUGACAUUCAAGGGCAUUCAGGAGUCCCACAGGCACACACAGGAUCCCCUCAAGAUCAUUCCGGAACUCAACAUAGAGAGUCAGAAUCAACAGUUAAAGGGAGACAGGGAACUACCCAUAGAGAGUCAGGAGAUAUAUUUGGACAUGCCCAGUCAGGUCAUGGACAAGCCACCAGGACACAAUCCAGUAGGCCUGGUAGAAGGGAAUCUAGUGGCAGUGAGUCCAGUGACACUGAAAGGCACUCAGGUGUCCCACAGGCACACUCACGAUCCCCUCGUGGCCAGGCUGGAUCUCAACAUAGAGAGUCAGGGUCCUCAGUACAAGGAAGACAGGGAACUACACAUGGACAGUCAGGAGACACCACUACACAUGCCCAGUCGGGUCAUGGACAAGCCACCAGGACACAAUCCAGUAGGACUGGUAGAAGGGAAUCUAGUGGCAGUGAGUCCAGUGACACUGAAAGGCACUCAGGUGUCCCACAGGCACACUCAGGAUCCCCUCGUGGCCAGGCUGGAUCUCCACAUGGAGAGUCAGAGUCCUCAGUACAAGGAAGACAGGGAACUACUCAUGGACAGUCAGGAGACACUACUAGACAUGCCCAGUCUGGCCAUGGACAAGCCACCAGGACACAAUCCAGUAGGACUGGUAGAAGGGAAUCUAGUGGCAGUGAGUCCAGUGACAGUCAGGGGCACUCAGGAGUCCCACAGGCACACUCAGGAUCCCCUCGUGGCCAGGCUGGAUCUCAACAUGGAGAGUCAGAGUCCUCAGUACAAGGAAGACAGGGAACUACUCAUGGACAGUCAGGAGACACCACUACACAUGCCCAGUCUGGUCAUGGACAAGCCACCAGAACACAAUCCAGUAGGACUAGAAGAAGAGGUUCUACUGUCAGUGAGUCCAGUGACAGUCAGGGACACUCAGGAGUCCCACAGGCACACAUAGGAUCCCCUCAUGGUCAUUCUGGAUCUCAACAGGGAGACUCGGGAUCCUCAGUACAAGGGAGACAGGGAACUACCCAUAGACAGUCAGGAGAUACAGGUGGACAUGCGCACUCUGGCCAUGGACAAGCCACCAGGACACAAUCCAGCAGGACUGGUAGAAGGGAAUCUAGUGGCAGUGAGUCCAGUGACACUGAAAGGCACUCAGGUGUCCCACAGGCACACUCAGGAUCACCUCGUGGCCAGGCUGGAUCUCCACAUGGAGAGUCGGAGUCCUCAGUACAAGGAAGACAGGGAACUACUCAUGGACAGUCAGGAGACACUACUAGAACUGCGCACUCUGGCCAUGGACAAGCCACCAGAACACAAUCCAGUAGGACUAGAAGAAGAGGAUCUACUGUCAGUGAGUCCAGUGACAGUCAGGGGCACUCAGGAGUCCCACAGGCACACAUAGGAUCCCCUCAAGGUCAUUCUGGAUCUCAACAAGGAGAGUCGGGAUCCUCAGUACAAGGGAGACAGGGAACUACCCAUAGACAGUCAGGAGAAACAGGUGGACAUGCACACUCUGGCCAUGGACAAGCCACCAGGACACAAUCCAGCAGGACUGGUAGAAGGGAAUCUAGUGGCAGUGAGUCCAGUGACACUGAAAAUCACCUAGGUGUCCCAGAGACACACACAGGAUCCCCGCAUACUCAUGCUGGAUCUCAACAUCUAGAGUCAGGAUCCUCACUACAAAGGAGACAAGGAACAUCUCAUGGACAAUCAAGAGACACCACUGCACAUGCCCAGUCUGGUCAUGGACAAGCCAGCAGGACACAAUACAGUAGGAGUAGAAGAAGUGAGUCUACUGUCAGUGAGUCCAGUGACAGUCAGGGGCACUCGGGAGCCCCACAGACACACACAGGAUCCCCUCAUGAUCAGGCUGGAUCUCACCAUCCAGAACUGGGUUCCACAGUUAAAGGGAGACAGGGAAAACAUUAUGGACAGUCAGAAGAUAACAGCGCACAUGCCCACGCUGGCCAUGGACAGGCCACCGGGACACUAUCCAGAAGGACUGAUAGAAGGGAAUCUGGAGGCAGUGAGUCCAGUGACACUGAAAGGCACUCAGGAAUCCCACAAACACACACAGAAUCCCCACGUACUCACGCUGGACCUCAACAUGGAGAGUCAGGGUCCUCACUACAAGGGAGACAGGGAACUGCUCAUGGACAGUCAGGAGACACUACUAGACAUGCGCACUCUGGCCAUGGACAAGCCACCAGGACACAAUCCAGUAGGACUGGUAGAAGGGAAUCUAGUGGCAGUGAGUCCAGUGACACUGAAAGGCACUCACGUGUCCCACAGGCACACUCAGGAUCCCCUCGUGGCCAGGCUGGAUCUCCACAUGGAGAGUCAGAGUCCUCAGUACAAGGAAGACAGGGAACUACUCAUGGACAGUCAGGAGACACCACUACACAUGCCCAGUCUGGUCAUGGACAAGCCACCAGAACACAAUCCAGUAGGACUAGAAGAAGAGGUUCUACUGUCAGUGAGUCUAGUGACAGUCAGGGGCACUCAGGAGUCCCACAGGCACACAUAGGAUCCCCUCAUGGUCAUUCUGGAUCUCAACAGGGAGACUCGGGAUCCUCAGUACAAGGGAGACAGGGAACUACCCAUAGACAGUCAGGAGAUAUAGGUGGACAUGCCCACUCUGGCCAUGGACAAGCCACCAGAACACAAUCCAGUAGGACUGGUAGAAGGGAAUCUAGUGGCAGUGAGUCCAGUGACACUGAAAAGCACUCAGGAGUCCCACAGGCACACUCAGGAUCCCCUCGUGGCCAGGCUGGAUCUCAACAUGGAGAGUCGGGAUCCUCAGUACAAGGAAGACAGGGAACUACUCAUGGACAGUCAGGAGACACCACUACACAUGCCCAGUCUGGUCAUGGACAAGCCACCAGAACACAAUCCAGUAGGACUAGAAGAAGAGGAUCUACUGUCAGUGAGUCCAGUGACAGUCAGGAGCACUCAGGAGUCCCACAGGCACACAUAGGAUCCCCUCAAGGUCAUUCUGGAUCUCAACAAGGAGAGUCGGGAUCCUCAGUACAAGGGAGACAGGGAACUACCCAUAGACAGUCAGGAGAUACAGGUGGACAUGCGCACUCUGGCCAUGGACAAGCCACCAGGACACAAUCCAGCAGGACUGGUAGAAGGGAAUCUAGUGGCAGUGAGUCCAGUGACACUGAAAAUCACCUAGGUGUCCCAGAGACACACACAGGAUCCCCGCAUACUCAUGCUGGAUCUCAACAUCUAGAGUCAGGAUCCUCACUACAAAGGAGACAAGGAACAUCUCAUGGACAAUCAAGAGACACCACUGCACAUGCCCAGUCUGGUCAUGGACAAGCCAGCAGGACACAAUACAGUAGGAGUAGAAGAAGUGAGUCUACUGUCAGUGAGUCCAGUGACAGUCAGGGGCACUCGGGAGCCCCAAAGACACACACAGGAUCCCCUCAUGAUCAGGCUGGAUCUCAACAUCCAGAACUGGGUUCCACAGUUAAAGGGAGACAGGGAAAACAUUAUGGACAGUCAGAAGAUAAAAGCGCACAUACCCACGCUGGCCAUGGACAAGCCACCAGGACACAAUCCAGUAGGACUGGUAGAAGGGAAUCUAGUGGCAGUGAGUCCAGUGACACUGAAAGGCACUCAGGUGUCCCACAGGCACACUCAGGAUCCCCUCAUGGCCAGGCUGGAUCUCAACAAGGAGAGUCAGGGUCCUCAGUACAAGGAAGACAGGGAACUACUCAUGGACAGUCAGGAGACACUACUAGAACUGCGCACUCUGGCCAUGGACAAGUCACCAGAACACAAUCCAGUAGGAGUAGAAGAAGAGGUUCUACUGUCAGUGAGUCCAGUGACAGUCAGGGGCACUCAGGAGUCCCACAGGCACAAAUAGGAUCCCGUCAAGGUCAUUCUGGAUCUCAACAAGGAGAGUCGGGAUCCUCAGUACAAGGCAGACAGGGAACUACUCAUGGACAGUCAGGAGAUACAGGUGGACAUGCCCACUCUGGCCAUGGACAAGCCACCAGAACACAAUCCAGUAGGACUGGUAGAAGGGAAUCUAGUGGCAGUGAGUCCAGUGACACUGAAAGGCACUCACGUGUCCCACAGGCACACUCAGGAUCACCUCGUGGCCAGGCUGGAUCUCCACAUGGAGAGUCGGAGUCCUCAGUACAAGGAAGACAGGGAACUACUCAUGGACAGUCAGGAGACACUACUAGAACUGCGCACUCUGGCCAUGGAGAAGCCACCAGAACACAAUCCAGUAGGACUAGAAGAAGAGGAUCUACUGUCAGUGAGUCCAGUGACAGUCAGGGGCACUCAGGAGUCCCACAGGCACACAUAGGAUCCCCUCAAGGUCAUUCUGGAUCUCAACAAGGAGAGUCGGGAUCCUCAGUACAAGGGAGACAGGGAACUACCCAUAGACAGUCAGGAGAUACAGGUGGACAUGCGCACUCUGGCCAUGGACAUGCCACCAGGACACAAUCCAGUAGGACUGGUAGAAGGGAAUCUAGUGGCAGUGAGUCCAGUGACACUGAAAGGCACUCAGGUGUCCCACAGGCACACUCAGGAUCCCCUCGUGGCCAGGCUGUAUCUCCACAGGGAGAGUCAGAGUCCUCAGUACAAGGAAGACAGGGAACUACUCAUGGACAGUCAGGAGACACUACUAGACAUGCCCAGUCUGGCCAUGGACAAGCCACCAGGACACAAUCCAGUAGGACUGGUAGAAGGGAAUCUAGUGGCACUGAGUCCAGUGACACUGAAAGGCACUCAGGAGUCCCACAGGCACACUCAGGAUCCCCUCGUGGCCAGGCUGGAUCUCAACAUGUAGAGUUGGGAUCCUCAGUACAAGGAAGACAGGGAACUACUCAUGGACAGUCAGGAGACACCACUACACAUGCCCAGUCUGGUCAUGGACAAGCCACCAGAACACAAUCCAGUAGGACUAGAAGAAGGGGAUCUACUGUCAGUGAGUCCAGUGACAGUCAGGAGCACUCAGGAGUCCCACAGGCACACAUAGGAUCCCCUCAAGGUCAUUCUGGAUCUCAACAGGGAGAGUCGGGAUCCUCAAUACAAGGGAGACAGGGAACUACCCAUAGACAGUCAGGAGAUACAGGUGGACAUGCGCACUCUGGCCAUGGACAAGCCACCAGGACACAAUCCAGCAGGACUGGUAGAAGGGAAUCUAGUGGCAGUGAGUCCAGUGACACUGAAAAUCACCUAGGUGUCCCAGAGACACACACAGGAUCCCCGCAUACUCACGCUGGAUCUCAACAUCUAGAGUCAGGAUCCUCACUACAAAGGAGACAAGGAACAUCUCAUGGACAAUCAAGAGACACCACUGCACAUGCCCAGUCUGGUCAUGGACAAGCCAGCAGGACACAAUACAGUAGGAGUAGAAGAAGUGAGUCUACUGUCAGUGAGUCCAGUGACAGUCAGGGGCACUCGGGAGCCCCACAGACACACACAGGAUCCCCUCAUGAUCAGGCUGGAUCUCACCAUCCAGAACUGGGUUCCACAGUUAAAGGGAGACAGGGAAAACAUUAUGGACAGUCAGAAGAUAACAGCGCACAUGCCCACGCUGGCCAUGGACAGGCCACCGGGACACUAUCCAGAAGGACUGAUAGAAGGGAAUCUGGAGGCAGUGAGUCCAGUGACACUGAAAGGCACUCAGGAAUCCCACAAACACACACAGAAUCCCCACGUACUCACGCUGGACCUCAACAUGGAGAGUCAGGGUCCUCACUACAAGGGAGACAGGGAACUGCUCAUGGACAGUCAGGAGACACUACUAGACAUGCGCACUCUGGCCAUGGACAAGCCACCAGGACACAAUCCAGUAGGACUGGUAGAAGGGAAUCUAGUGGCAGUGAGUCCAGUGACACUGAAAGGCACUCAGGUGUCCCACAGGCACACUCAGGAUCCCCUCUUGGCCAGGCUGGAUCUCAACAAGGAGAAUCAGGGUCCUCAGUACAAGGAAGACAGGGAACUACUCAUGGACAGUCAGGAGACACCACUACACAUGCGCACUCUGGCCAUGGACAAGCCACCAGAACACAAUCCAGUAGGACUAGAAGAAGAGGUUCUACUGUCAGUGAGUCCAGUGACAGUCAGGGGCACUCAGGAGUCCCACAGGCACACAUAGGAUCCCCUCAAGGUCAUUCUGGAUCUCAACAGGGAGAGUCGGGAUCCUCAAUACAAGGGAGACAGGGAACUACCCAUAGACAGUCAGGAGAUACAGGUGGACAUGCACACUCUGGCCAUGGACAAGCCACCAGGACACAAUCCAGCAGGACUGGUAGAAGGGAAUCUAGUGGCAGUGAGUCCAGUGACACUGAAAAUCACCUAGGUGUCCCAGAGACACACACAGGAUCCCCGCAUACUCACGCUGGAUCUCAACAUCUAGAGUCAGGAUCCUCACUACAAAGGAGACAAGGAACAUCUCAUGGACAAUCAAGAGACACCACUGCACAUGCCCAGUCUGGUCAUGGACAAGCCAGCAGGACACAAUACAGUAGGAGUAGAAGAAGUGAGUCUACUGUCAGUGAGUCCAGUGACAGUCAGGGGCACUCGGGAGCCCCACAGACACACACAGGAUCCCCUCAUGAUCAGGCUGGAUCUCACCAUCCAGAACUGGGUUCCACAGUUAAAGGGAGACAGGGAAAACAUUAUGGACAGUCAGAAGAUAACAGCGCACAUGCCCACGCUGGCCAUGGACAGGCCACCGGGACACUAUCCAGAAGGACUGAUAGAAGGGAAUCUGGAGGCAGUGAGUCCAGUGACACUGAAAGGCACUCAGGAAUCCCACAAACACACACAGAAUUCCCACGUACUCACGCUGGAUCUCAACAUGGAGAGUCAGGGUCCUCAGUACAAGGAAGACAGGGAACUACUCAUGGACAGUCAGGAGACACCACUACACAUGCCCAGUCUGGUCAUGGACAAGCCACCAGAACACAAUCCAGUAGGACUAGAAGAAGAGGUUCUACUGUCAGUGAGUCCAGUGUCAGUCAGGGGCACUCAGGAGUCCCACAGGCACACAUAGGAUCCCCUCAAGGUCAUUCUGGAUCUCAACAAGGAGAGUCGGGAUCCUUAGUACAAGGGAGACAGGGAACUACCCAUAGACAGUCAGGGGAUACAGGUGGACAUGCAAACUCUGGCCAUGGACAAGCCACCAGGACACAAUCCAGCAGGACUGGUAGAAGGGAAUCUAGUAGCAGUGAGUCCAGUGACACUCAGGGGCAUUCAGGAGUCCCACAGGUGCACUCAGGAUCCCCCCAUGGGCAGGCUGGAUCUCAACAUGGAGAGUCAGAUUCCACCACCAAAGAGAGACAGGAAUAUACUCAUAAACAGUCAGGGGACACCAGUGGACAUGCCCAAUCUGUUCAUGGACAGGCUACUAGGACACAAUCCAGGAGGGCUAGAAGAAGGGGAUCUACUGUCAGUGAGUCCAGUGACACUCAGGAAUACUCAGGAGCCCCACAGAUACACUCAGGUUCCCUCCAUGGCCAGGUUGGAUCUGAACAUCCAGAGUCAGAAUCCACAAUUAAAAGGAGACAGGGCACUAGUAAUAGACAGUCAGAGGACACCACUGGUAAUGCUUAUUCUGGUCAUGGACAAGCCACCAGGGCAGAAUCCAGUAGGACUAGAAGAAAGGGAUUUAGUGGCACUGAGUCCAGUGACACUGAAAGACAUUCAGGAGUCCCACUGACCCAAUCAGGAUCCCCUCAUGGUCAUACUGGAUCUUUACAUGGAGAGUUAGGAUCCACAAUUAGAAGGAGACAGGGAAGUACUCAUGGACAUUCAAGAGGCACCAGUGGACAUUCUGGGUCCAGUCAUAUACAGUCACAUGAAACUCAUAGGCUGUCUAAGGAUACCAUAAGGAAACAGUCACAUAGCAUUCAUCACCAAUCUAGAGUGAGUCAUUCUCAAUCACAACAUAGUGGAAAACAAAGACAUGGAUCAGAUCAAGGAUGGAAACAUGGCAGUUAUGGAAGUGCAGAAUAUGACUAUGGGCAGUCUGGGUAUGGACCUUCUGGGGGCAGCAGAACAAGCAGCCGAAAUUCUAGCCCUUUAAGGUCAUUGGAUAGAGCUGCAAACAAUCAAGUGUCUACACAUGGACAAUCAUUUUCUAGGCCUGACCAUACAGGAUCAAAAGCAACUGAAAUAAUUGGAAGACAAAGCUCAAGUCAUGGACAGUCAAUUGAUUCCCACAAUAAGUCUGGAUCCAGUGUAAAUAGAAGGCAGGGAUCUUUGCAUGGGCAUUCAAUAGUAAGUCAUGAAUCACCAGUUGACAUCCAUGUUCAAUUUGGAAGGGAGGUAUCUACUACUCAUAGGCUGUCAAGCAACCAUUCUGUAUCCAGCCAUGGACAAUUCAUAUCAGCUCUCAGCCAUCUAGAGUCUAAUUCAGCCUUAAGGCAGGAUUUUCAUAGUGAUAAUAAAGAGCAUUCAGAAGAUUGGGGGAAACAGAUUCAUGAACCAUCAGGAUCUAGGCAUGGACAGUCUGAAUUCAAUAUUAUUAGUAUCCAUAGAUCCAACCAGCAGCAUUUGGCAGAUACAACUUCUCAUGAUCAGGUAAGAUACAACACAUGUUUAGUAAGACAGGGAUCAAGUAAUAGAAAAUCAGGGGACAUCCAGGGUCAAUCUGGAUUCAGCACUAAUGAAAGCCGAGUAGAUAGCCAUGACCAAUCAAGUGACAGCUAUGGGAAGUCAAGUAAUAGCAGAAGUCAAGGAAUCAUUUUCAGUCACUCUCAUGAUAGCCAAGACCCUGCAGGAAUUGAAGAAUAUGGUCCAACCAUGUGGAAUGGGGACAGGCAAAAGCAAGGUCCCAAAUCAAGUUUAUUUAGAAGCACCAGAAUAUAUAGUCAAAAUGUGGAUGAUAAGCAGACAAGAAACACUGAGGCCAGAGGUUGCCAUAAAAGGGAGAGAACAGACUCAGGUUCCUGUUAUUUAGAUAGCAACACUCCACUCUAUGAAUAUGUCCAAGAACAAAGGUGUUAUUACAUUGAAUAAUAAUUUGAAGCCAACUAACCCAAGAUAAGAACUAACCCAAAGAAGAAAUGAGAAUUCAACAUGGAAUUAAAAUAUUUACCAUGGUCCUUUCUUUUGGUAGUCGGGGUAUAUAUGUCUUUUAUUUAACUAUAGCAUUGUACUCUAUUCCUCUUGUUUUAUGAGGGUUUUGUUGUUUUUUGUUGUUUUUUUUUUGUAAGACUCCAUAAUCACUAAGCUCUUUGGUUAGAAAACAGUGAAUGGAAGGAGUAAAUAGCACUUGGAACUAUAUUUAGAUUGUAUGACAUAAUGAUUUGAGUGCUUUGGUAUAAAAUAAGCAUUAAAAAAUGUCUGAGACUCAGAGUUUGGCCUUUCCAGAUUUUAUUUUAAUUGACCAUUGACAAACCUAUCCAGGAGCUAAGAAACAUGAUUUUGGAGUCAAAAUUUCUCUAACAAUAUUGUAACAUAUUCAAUGUCCUGAGCAAAGAAUGUUGUAGUAGUUGAUGAGUCAGAAUAUUUGCAUCUUUUCUGUUACCAUGGAACUUUGUACUAAUACUUUUGAAUUUAUUGUCAUGACUCCUGUAUUGCAUAAAAAUUGUGAAUAAACUCUCCAUCAAGGUA
Molecule: messenger RNA, 12037 nt
Organism: Nyctereutes procyonoides (raccoon dog)
Lineage: Eukaryota; Metazoa; Chordata; Mammalia; Carnivora; Canidae
Exons: 3
Coding region: 534-1679 (381 amino acids)
Source: RefSeq, a predicted model, not a curated record